Molecule: messenger RNA, 1650 nt
Organism: Lasiosphaeria miniovina
Lineage: Eukaryota; Fungi; Ascomycota; Sordariomycetes; Sordariales; Lasiosphaeriaceae
Product: transferase family protein
Exons: 1
Coding region: 1-1650 (549 amino acids)
Molecular function (GO): acyltransferase activity, transferring groups other than amino-acyl groups
Source: RefSeq, a predicted model, not a curated record
AUGACCAUGCUCCCUACAGUCUCAACCACCCAGACUCAGAGAGUGUUCCCGGCGACGCCAGCUAGUUCAGAGGCUGUCGUUCCCUUAUCGCUCCUCGACGCGACGACGGCGAAUUUCGCCCUCACGAGUGCCACUUGGAUUUUCGAGAGCCCCACUGUCGAGCUUUCGCAACUUCUGCCGCUCCUUCACCAGUCGCUCCGCACCACCCUCUCAUCAUAUCCGCAACUAUGCGGCCAGUGCAGGGCAUUUAGCAGCGUCGACGGCCUGGGUCCGGCGGGCGACGAUAAGAUUGCGAGCAGGCUGGCGCCGCACGCCCGGCGAUUCGGCCGCGUCUACGCCCAUUUCGGAACAGACCAGGACCCUGGCGUCAAGCUGAUCACGGCGGCCAGCUCGGCUACCGUCGACCAUCUCCACCCCGCCGACCGGGCAAAGCGGCUGGCUCUGUGGGAGCGCAGCAAAGGCCCGCUCAAGGCCUUCUCGCCCGCCACAACCAUCGCUCACGCGCUCCAGCCGAACGAGCCCGACGCAGAUGGCGCCCGCAAGCCGCUGCUCGCGAUCCAGAUCACGGAGCUGGCGUGCCGGGGGCUUGUCCUGUCAAUCAAGUGCGCGCACCCCAUGGUAGACAUCGCGGCCCUGGUGUGCUUCGUCAAGGACUGGGCUAGCGUUAGCCGGGCGAGGCUGGUGGGCAAGGCCGUCCCGGUGCUGCGUCCCGUCUUCGACCCCGCGCGUGUCGACGCUUUGGCCGCCGGCGACAUCAACGCCGAGCAGCCGGACCCGGACAUCAUCGACCGCGCCAUGAAGCUGCCCAUGAACCGCUUCGAUUGGUGGGCGCCGUCGGAGGGCUGUCCGUGGCCGAGCACCGUGCCAAGUGCCUUCCAGGGCCGCGACCUGCCGCCGGCCGGCUCGGCGAUGCCGUGGGCCGAGUGGGACGUCCACGCCCCCGUCUCGAGCUACAUUGUUCACCUCAGCCGAGAGCAAGUCGACUUUCUCUGGGGCCGUGCUACUCAAGCCCAGCCGGCGGGCGUGAGGAUCAGCAAGCACGACGCCGUUCUCGCCCAUCUCUGGUCGUGCGUCGUGCGCGCUAGGGAUCUCGAGGGCGACGACACCAGCCCCGUGCACUGCGACCUCGUGCUCGGUCUUCGGCCGCCCCUGCAGCUCGGCGACACAUUCCUCGGGUCGCCCGUCGUGAUGGCCAACAUCGAGAUGGCGGGCGCACAGGUCUGCGGCGACGUCGGGGCCACGACCCGGCGCAUCCGAGACACGAUCGCGCUCGGCGGCAGCCGCGACGGCCUGGCCGCCCACCUGCACGGCGUGGCGUUCGAGAAGUCGCCCCAGCGCAUCUGGCAGGCCUUUCUGGGCCGGCGCCACCUGCUCGUGACCACGUGGGCCCGCGCUGGCAUCUACGAGGUGGACUUUGGCUUCGGCUCUGUCCUCCGCUAUGCCGACGGCAUCGUGCCAGACAUGGACGGGUGCGUCCUCAUUAAGGAGGCGCCGCCUGCGCCCGCUGCAAAGCAUGGCGCGCUAUCUGGCGCAAAGCCGGCGUGGACUGACAGCGGUGUCGACAUCUCGAUAGCGCUGGGCGAGGAGGACAUGCAGCGGCUACUUGACGAUCCCCUGCUCCUCCCCGUGAUGCCGGUCAACUUGAAUUAA